Messenger RNA from Pristis pectinata (smalltooth sawfish), 14212 nucleotides. It is a transcript of the gene ankrd11, whose product is annotated as ankyrin repeat domain 11. Gene Ontology annotation, cellular component: nucleus. Gene Ontology annotation, molecular function: protein binding. The record is from RefSeq and is a predicted model, not a curated record. The transcript has 13 exons. Gene Ontology annotation, biological process: anatomical structure morphogenesis. The coding region runs from base 477 to 8537 and encodes 2686 amino acids. NCBI's taxonomy places the organism in Eukaryota, Metazoa, Chordata, Chondrichthyes, Rhinopristiformes, Pristidae.
AGUCAAAGGCCGUUUGGAAACGUUUUUUUCCUAAUGUUUCGAAAUUAUUUCCCUCAAAUUAAAGUGGCAGUUUUCCUUCCUGUUGUGGUCCGGGAGUGGAGUUGGUGGCAUUUUGAACUCUAACGCCGCGAUACUCGCGUGUGUUCUUAUGGUCGGUUUUAUUUAUUCCGAAGGAGGUUGAAAGGGGGAGGGUGGGGGGAGGAAAAUUUCCGGCCGGGAUCGGAGUGGUGCGGAUUGAGGUCUGGAAACAUUCGGCUGGGCCCCGGAGUGGGACUGUGAAUGGGAGUACACAACCUCGGACUCGUGUGAGGAGAGCGGUCGGGGAGAGCGGCCACGCUGGACCGAGCACUGUCAUCAAAGCCAGUGAAUUCCUUUAUUGGAACAAAUACAUGCCGCGGUGGAGAACUAUGGAAUCAACUGUCGAUGAUGAUGCAAUAGAUGCUUGAAUGAGGUGACAGCCGAGGGAAGGAGGAACGAUGCCCAAGGUUGGGUGUUCUAAAACACCACAAUCGGAAGAUUACCCGCUCAACAUCGAUAUGGUAGAGAAACAAUCGGGGAAGAAGGAUAAGGAAAAAAUCUCAUGUAACAAGACUCCAAAGUUAGACAGAAGUGAUGGAGGGAAAGAGGUGAAAGAGAAGGCAUCGAAGAGGAAGCUGCCUUUUACUAUCGGGGUUAACAGCAGUGAUCAGAAGGACUCGGACACCGAGAAGCAAGGUCCAGAGCGGAAGCGAGUGAAGAAGGAGGCUGGAGCCAGAAGGUCUGGAUUGUUUGGGGCAGGAAUAAGAGCGGGCUGUCCACUCUCAGAACGGCAACAAGUUGCUUUGCUGAUGCAAAUGACGGCAGAAGAAUCGGCAAAUAGUCCAGAUCGUACCCCAAAGCACCCCUCGCAGUCGAUUUUUGGACAAAAGAGAACACCAAGUUCUGCCUCCAAAACCAAAGACAAAGUAAAUAAGAGAAAUGAACGUGGAGAGACACGACUUCACCGAGCUGCCAUUCGAGGAGAUGCACGUCGCAUAAAAGAACUCAUAAGUGAAGGUGCAGAUGUAAAUGUGAAAGACUUUGCAGGUUGGACCGCUCUGCAUGAAGCAUGUAAUAGGGGUUACUAUGAUGUUGCUAAGCAACUCCUUGCAGCAGGUGCUGAGGUCAAUACGAAAGGCUUAGAUGAUGAUGCACCUCUCCAUGAUGCAGCGAACAAUGGUCACCGCAAGGUAGUAAAGUUGCUGUUGAAAUAUGGAGGGAAUCCCCAUCAGAGUAACAGAAAAGGAGAGACACCGCUCAAAGUUGCCAAUUCCCCCACCAUGGUGAACCUGUUACUGGGGAAAGGUUCCUGCAGCUCCAGCGAUGAGAGUUCAACAGAAACUUCCGAAGAUGAAGAUGCUCCCUCAGUUGCUCCCUCCAGUUCAAUUGAUGGUAAUAACACAGACUCUGAAUUUGAGAAAGGCCUAAGACACAAAAUCAAGCGACAAGAGUUAUCUAAAACAGUUACACCAGUAAAGGAUGAGUAUGAAUUUGAUGAGGAUGAUGAGGAAGAUAGAGUACCACCUGUUGACGACAAACAUUUGCUGAAAAAAGAUUAUAGAAAGGACUUAAAAACGAACAAUUGCAUUUCUAUUCCUAAAUUAGAGACAAAAACUUAUUCUAAAAAUUCCCUUCUAACACCAAAGAAAACUCCACGACGUAUUUUAUCUGACACCAACAGUUCAGAUGAAGAGGAUAGAUUAAUACGCUUCUCUCCUCCUCUUACCAGGCCUUCAGUGCACUCCAGUCUGCCUGUUGCAAGCUCUAAGCAAAGGGAGUCACCAGUUAAAAAACAGCAAAAAGAAAAAACUAAAGUGAAAAAAAAAUGGAAAAAAGAUAUGAAAAACAAGGAAGGUAGAUUGGGUAAGGAUGAAGACCAAUUCAAUUCAUCUGCAACAGAAAGUAAUGAUUCAGAAAGUGAGGAGGAGGAUAAGGGAUCAAUACAGAGUGGACUUGGCAUGAAGGACUCUUAUAUGAGCCUGAAAGAAUCAGCAAUGUUCUCUUCACUGUCUGCAUCCUGUUCUUCCUCCCAAGGGAGCUAUGCAUCAUCAAAGCAUAUUCCCAGUCUUGCACGACAACAUUCUAAACCCUGGCGAGCUGAUGGUUGGAAAUCAAACAUGUCGCCGGUCUGGUCUGAUGUGAGUUCUUUGUCAGAUUCUGUAAGAACACGACUAACAAGUGAAUCUGACUAUUCUUCGGAAGAUUCCAGUUUGGAGUCUGUUAAACAAGUUAAAGAGAAAAGAGAUCAUAAAAAGAAAAGCCUUGUUGAUGGAGAUGAAACAGAGAAGAAAAUGGCAGAAGAUAUCUUCAAGAUUUUGAAUGCUGAUGAAAUAGUUCAGAAAUUUGAUAAACAGGGCAAGGUGGUUAAAAAACAUAAAAUGAAGCACAAGCACAAAAUAAAAGACAAGGAAAAGGGAAGAUCUCAGAAUAUCCUGACAGGCAAUGAUAAGUUUUCAAAAAGUUUGAAUCUAGAAACUGAUGAGUUUAAGCAAAAAGUAGAAAAAUCUUUAAAUGCAGAAACUGAAAACCUUUCAAUUGAUAGAGCAAAAACUGUAAAACAUGAUAAAGAGCACUUAAAGAAAGAAGAAAAAGAAAAACCUUUUAAAGUCAAAUCUGAAGAAAAAGACUGGUUACUCAAAGACGAAGUAGGGAAAGCUUGUAAAGAAGAAAAGUUAAGGAAAAUCAAAGACUUCUCCAAAGAUAAUUACAAGUCUGUAAAAGAAGAAAAAGACAAAAUUUUCAAAGUAGAUAAAGAAAAACCCUUUAAAGAGAAAUCUUCUAAAGAAGAAAAGUUUAAAAUCCAUAAAGAUGAUAAGAAAAAGGCAAAGGAAAAACCUUUGAAGGGUGAGAAACAUUUGAAACAAGACAAAGAAAAGUCUGCAAAAGAUGACAAGGAAAAACUAAGAAAAGAUAAAGUUCGCAAAGAGGAGUCUGAUUAUGAGGAUCCAAAGACUAAGAGUCACUUUCUAGACAGUGAUGAUAGGUUUAGUAUGUCUGAUCAUGAAGAAAAAUGGUUUUCAGAUUUGUCCUCCAGUUCUUCUGUAUAUGAUGUAAAAGGGGAAGCCAAUUGGGGUAUCCCAGUUAAAGACUUCAAGGAACACAAAGAUGGCACAGCAGGGAAACUGGCUGGUGAAAGUAUGAAAGAAGAAUGUAAGGAAAAGAAAAAAGAAUCCAAGUUAAAAGAUAAGCGAGAACUAAAUGAAAAGCGCUAUGAUAAAGACUGCUUAAGAAAGAAAGAUCGCGAGUAUGUAGAUAAAAGUGUAGAGAAGAAAAAAGACGAACUUGAUAAACAUAAACUGGGGCAGGGCUGUUUUCUGGAAAAAGAGAAAAGGAGGAAAGACUCUAUUGAGAGUGUUAAAGACAGAAAGGAUAAAGAUGCAAUUGAAAAUAUUAAAGAGCGAAAAGACAUUGUUGCUGAAUUCAAUAAGGAAAGAAAAGACCUGAAGGGAAAGGCAGAUGAUAUCUCCAAACCAGAUUCAAAAGAGUGUGGAAAUGAAAGUUUCUUCAAGGAGAAACUUGAAAGUGAUUUCAGUGGAAGGACAUUGGAAGCAAGGGAGAGGCAUUAUUCAGGAAAAGAGAAGGAAAAAAAAGAUGGAACUGAACGGAAGGAAAAGGUAAAAAUGGAAAAAUACAAAGAAAAGUCUAAGGAUAGAGCUUCAGUUGAAAUUGAAAAGGAAAAAAAUGAAAAGAGCCUAACUGAUAAGUUCUUAAAGGACAAAGAUGCAGAUAGAGAAAAGCUAUUCAGAGAAUUGAGUGGUUUCAAAGAUAAAAAGGAACAGAAGGAAAAGAACAAAGAUAUCUUCAACCGAGACAAGGACAGAAAAAUGUCAUCAGAAUUCAGUAAGGAAAAGAGAGACAAAAAUGCAAUGGAAAAACAUGUAGAAAAAGAUAAAGACUUUGCAGAAAGAAAGGAGAAAGAAAAAACAGAUAAACAUAAAGGAGUUGAUACGGAACUUGGAAAGGAAAUGAGUUGGCAUAGCAUAGCAAAUGACAUCUUCACAGAUGAAAGUGGCGAUGAGUUAGAUUAUUGUGACAAAGAACUUGGGAAUAAUGAAAUGUGUAGAACUGACUUGCUGCCUGACAAAGAGGAGACAAAAGCAGAAAAGGAACUGUUUCCCUAUGAGAAACACCGAAAAUACUCAGCUGAUAAACAACAUUCAGCAGAGAAACCAAGAGAGAAAGAAUUCAAAGAUAAGAAAAAGGAUAAACUAUUAAUAGAUUGUGGGAAAGAUAAGAGGGAAAAAUGUUUGCUUGAAAAACAUAAAGAAAAGAAAGAUAAGGAAUUAGUUGAUAAAUUUAAAGAAAGAAAGGAUAAAGUGUCAACAGAUUCAAACCUAGAAAAGAAGGUCAAGCCAAAGUUUCCAGAAAAGUUAGAAAAGCAGCACUCAAGUGAUGAGAAGUUGAAAGGUAAGGCAAAAGAAAAAACUGACAAAGAACUUGUAAUAAAAGAAAGAAGGCUAUCAAAGGGAAUUCCAAUAGAAGAAGAAAAAAAAUGCUCGGAAAAACUACAAAGCUCAACUUUUAAUGAAUUUAAAGAGGAUUCCAAUGACAAGAUCAGUGAAGUUUCAUCUGACAGCUUUACAGAGCGAGCGCACGAUUCCACAAUGUGUAGUUUAAAUGAUGUUUUGAAUUUUGCUCAAGACAAUGCAGAGGAGAAGUUAAAGGAUUCUCUUAAUGUUUUGUAUUCACAAGAAAAAGGCAAAGAAAAGGAGAGAAACAGACAUCUGUCAUCAUCGUCAAGAAAAAAUGAGAGAGACAAGGUGAAGAAGGAAAAACGGGAUAAGUCAGAGGAACUAAAAGAAGUUGCUGCUAAACGAGAAGGUUCAGUGUUUGAGCGAGACCCUUUGAUAUCAGAUGGAGAUUGCUUAAGUCACUUUUUAAAAGCUGAGAAAGAUGAUGAAUUAGACAAAAGUGGAGAUGCUGUUUUAAGUGAGAAGAAAGAUAAGAAUGAAUCUGAAAAGGAAUUACCUAAAAAAGUAGAUAAGGUCUCUAGUGUUUUCAUUGGUGUCAAGGAGAGGGAGAAAGACAAAAAAAAGAAAGACAAACAUAAGGAUAAAUCAAAAGAUGACAAAGAAAAGCAUAAGGAAAAACAUGGAGAAAUGACCAUGGUGUUCAAGCAUUCAAAAGAAGAACACAAGUCUAGUGCUAAAGACUCUCUUCCUAUUGUUAGAGAGUCAGGUGGAAACAAAGAAAAAGCAAAAGAUGACUGUUCAAAAAAUAUUGAAAUCAAAAAGGAAAAAAUCAAAGAGAAUUCAGAAAAGGACAAAAAUGAAUCCUUUAAGAUUAGAACCACUGAAAAUGAUAAACUAAACCAAACUAAAGAAGUAUCGCGUAAGGACAGCAGACCUAAGGAAAAGCUUUUAGGUGAUGGAGACCUGAUGAUGACUAGCUUUGAACGUAUGCUAAGUCAGAGAGAUCUAGAAAUUGAAGAACGUCAUAAAAGGCACAAAGAGCGAAUGAAAUUGAAGGAGAAGAUGAGGCAUAGGUCAGGAGAUCCCAAGUUGAGAGAGAGAGUCCGAAGUACGGAAGAAAUACGCAGGAAGAAUUUUGAUAUGUUGGCCAAAAAAACUUCACUUGAUUCUCAACAAAAGGACAAAAAGCUUAAGGAUCAAGGACCAGGACAAAUUGCGUCACUGGACACAAAUGCAAAGAUUCAGCCAGUUACUUGUCCUGAUAUAAAAGACUGGCUUUCAACUCCUGGACUGAAAGCAAAUUUACCUGCUUCACCAAGAUCUGAUCAAGAUAGGCCAACAGGUGUUCCAAAGAUGACUCCAUUGGUUUCUUGUCCAAGUUAUGAAGAUUUACUGCCCACGCCACAUAUGCCUAACUGUGUGAAUGAAGAUUUUACUGAUCUGUUUGAAGGAAUAGAAUCCCAAAAUUCAGCAACCAUGUCAGCAAUAACCAUGAAUGCCUGUUCCCCUACCUUUUUUGAUAGAUAUAUGAGCAUCCCCACUAGCAUGCAAAGUAAUCCAAAUCAGACAUCAACCAGCACUGUUCAAGUAUCCAGCCUCUUUCGAUCAGUGUCAAUGGAUACCAGAAGGCCACAAGAAGGAUUUGAUGGUAAUUCUGAAAAGUUCUUCAGGCAGCAAAGUGUGCCUGUAUCAGCAGAUUAUGAAACUUCUAUUCCACAGGCAAUGGAGGAAAAAUCAGUUGUUCAUUCAGAGAGAUUCUCUGGCUUGUCACCAUGUGUUUCACCUGAGUAUGGAAUUUCCUCACCACAGCUGGAACAGUCUCAGUCUAGAGUUGCAAAGUCAUUCACUGAAAAUCUUAUCGCUCCACCCGAAAGUGUUCUUAAUCAUUUGCAUGCAAAAUCAUUGCCAUCGCAGAAACCGGAUCCACUGGAACCAUCUCUAGAUAGCUUAGUCACUGAUUUUGCCUUGCCUUUAGAUUCUUCAGAGCAGCAACCAAAUACUCCUUUGAUGUCUCCUAAUUCAGCUUUAAAUGCCAGUCUUGUGCCUACAUCUGGAGACCCAUUUACUUCCAAUGAUUCAGCCCAGAAUAAGCUAAGUUAUCCAUCUUCACCACACAGACCAACUGAACAGCUAACCCUCAGCCCAAUGAGUAAUUCUUUGGAGCAGUCAGUGAAUUGGUCAAUGGGUUCUGAGUUACACCUGAAGUCACCUCAUAGAUCGUUCAGUGAAACUACCAGGCCACUUUGUCCCCCAGACACCAUACAUAAUACAGCAUUGCCAUUUGUUUCAUCUAUUUUACCUCAUUUUCCUGAAUCCCCAGUCCAAUGUCCAGUAUCUGUACCUGACACAGAGCAAGAUGGAAACAGAGGUGAUAUGCCAGGAGUGGACCAAAGGGAAGAGUCAGUAGCAUUGGACAAUGCCAUUCCAUACAUGUCUCCAAUUAAAGCGCAUUCACCAUUUGAUACCUGCAACCCACUUCCUGAUAAAUCUUGUACUGUGGCUCCAGAAAUGCACAACAUUGUAGUGGAAAACCAACAGGAACAAAUUAAAGUUGCAGAAAAAUGUGAUGAACUACAGCAGAAUAUUGCUGCUAGACAACAAGAUGAACCUUUGCCAUGGACUGAUUCUUUUCCAACUUCCAUAGAUGAUCUUGAUCUGGGACCAUUUUCACUUCCAAUGCUGCCAUUACAAGACAAAGACGACCCAGACGUAGAAAUGACAGAACCAGAAUCUGAAGAGAAGGCGAAGAUAACUGAAGCUAGUGAUCCUGUAGUUAUUAGCACACACGCUGAAGAUACAGAUCAUGCUGCUGUAGCAACAGGGGAAGGACAUGGAGCUAUCAGUGAGAUUCUAAAAGCAGUUACUACAGCAGUGGGGGAUAAAAUUGAGGAUACUGAGGAAAAAACCUCAUUAAGUGCUGAAGAGAAUGGAGAAAAUGAUAGUCGGCAGAUGUCACUGCAGCAUACUGAAAUAAGUACAGAAUUUGAAGAUAAAACUAUGGCAGUUACUUCUAAUUCAUUGGUAGAUGACACUAUUGUCAAAGUGUUUGAAACUACAGAAGCAACAUCUAAACCAGUGACUGAGGUAACAAAGCCAAGCAAAGUUGAAGAGAUUCCUCAAAGGAUCACAAGGAACCGAGCACAAAUGCUGGCUAAUCUAAACAAGCAGAAUAACUCUGUUACCUUAGAGAAGGAUACUACUUCUGCUCAGUUAGGAAAACCAAAAGGGCGCGUAGUGGAGGAGGAUGAUUCACAGGCGCAGCAUCCACGCAAGAGAAAAAUCCCUCGUGCAAAUCAUCAACCAAUGAUUCUCAACCCAUCAGCACAGCAGACACGAGAAAUGAUCCAGCAGACAUUGGCAGCUAUUGUUGAUGCAAUUAAAUUAGAUGACAUUGAACCAUACCACAGUGACAGAUCCAACCCUUACUUUGAGUAUCUUCAAAUUCGUAAAAAGAUUGAGGAAAAACGCAAAAUCUUGUGCUGUAUCAUCCCACAAGCACCUCAGUGCUAUGCUGAAUAUGUUACCUAUACUGGUUCCUAUUUGUUGGAUGGAAAGCCCCUUAGCAAACUCCAUAUCCCUGUGAUUGCACCACCUCCAUCUUUGUGUGAGCCUUUGAAAGAACUUUUCAGGCAGCAAGAAGCCGUGCGUGGGAAAUUGCGUCUUCAGCAUAGCAUUGAAAGGGAGAAGCUAAUAGUUUCAUGUGAGCAAGAAAUUCUACGAGUGCACUGUCGAGCAGCAAGAACAAUAGCAAACCAAGCAGUGCCAUUCAGUGCUUGCACAAUGUUGCUUGAUUCUGAGGUUUACAACAUGCCAUCAGAAAAUCAGGGAGAUGAAAAUAAGACAUCAGUGAGGGAUCGAUUUAAUGCCCGACAGUUUAUUUCAUGGCUACAGGAUGUUGAUGAUAAAUAUGACAGAAUGAAGACCUGUUUGUUAAUGCGGCAGCAGCAUGAAGCAGCUGCAUUGAAUGCAGUACAACGAAUGGAAUGGCAGCUAAAAGUACAAGAGCUUGACCCAGCCGGACACAAGUCCCUGUGUGUCACUGAGGUCCCUUCCUUCUAUGUGCCAAUGGUUGAUGUGAAUGAUGACUUUGUGCUUCUGCCAGCAUGACAGUGAUAGCAUGUGGUUGAUAACCAUUUGUGGCACAAGUGGGAUACUUCCCAAAGGAACAUUAGUUUAAGGUUUUUUUUUCUUUAAAAUCCUUAAGUGCUGCUUGCUAAUGAUUCCCUGUUUCAUGAGGAGGAAGCAUCAUUGAAAUUAUAAUUGCACUUUUCACAGAUUUUAGAUAUCACUUCUGCAGGGAAGAAGGAUGUCAAGACAGGUCAGUGGUUCAGAUAUAAUAAAACUUAAGCAAUUACAGCCUGCACACCAACUGGAAAGUUGCAGGCCAAAAGUUGUAUGCCUGUAUUGAAGUGCAGAACAGUAGGACUCAGCAUAACUGGUAACUGCCAUAGCAAUGCCCUUGAUCAUGUACUUUUGUUUGCAAUAGGGAGGCAAUGACAAUUUAGUGAUGUAUGUUGGCAUUAACAAUAAUUUUAGCUUCACUUUAAAGAACUGUUGGAAAAUAAGUAACAGUAUUGCACAUCUCUGCUUAUUAACAGACGUUGAAUUGGUUGGGUGAUUAAAUGUGUAGUGUGGUCAGACUUCAUCUUCAUUGAUCAGAGUUAUCAGGUCACAAGUUGGACUUUAAGUGCAUUGUGAAUUAAGUUAUAGAUUUAAAGACUUAAACAGGUAAGAUUUUGGAGCUUGUAGUCAUUUUAUUUUAGGAAAAAAAAUUAAUGUCCAGCCUAUUUAACCCAUCACGGUUUUACAUACACUCUGAAGUCCACUGUGAUCAUGCAAUUCUGCAAUUCUGUUACUGUUGCGAACAAGAACAACUCUAUGAGAAACCCUGUUGAAGCACAUUUUCUUUUGGUAGGGCCACUGAGUGUGUUUUAAUUCUUUUUCUUCCCCCAUCUACCCCUUAAUUUUUGGGCAUUCAUUGCUUCUCUAGUAGAGAGCACCACUUGACACUAUAGAGCCAAUACUAAAUGGUUUUUAAAAAAAAAUCCCUUAAAUCCUGUACAGUUUUUUAUAUACAUUAACCAGUGUACUGUGAUGGCAAUGGCUGCCUUUAGAUAAUUUAUUUUGCCACACAUUACUGCACAGUUGUAAAUAAGUACUCAUACUGUAAUAUCACUCUUCAGAGCUAAAUGUAUAAAAAAAAAUCCUCAGAUGUACAGUUUUUUUUAGAUGGCACUUUCAUUUCAAUUUGGGAAAAAAAAUGGGCCAAAUAAUUUGAAAUGCUCAUUGUUUUACUGGUUAACCUUGGAAAGUCACAUCUCCGCAAUGGAAUAGAUUUUUGUUAUGGCUGCAACAAAAUUUAUUCAGUUACUUAAAGUUUUUACACUAAGUUGCAAGUGUGGAGUAGUUACUUCAACUUUUUAUUAUUCAGCUGUGUGGUUUAUUUGCUAAAUGUUUUCAUGUUUACAUAAAGGUAAAACUGCUGCACAGUAAAUUUGAAAGGAAGCACUGAUUCUGAUUCAGUAUAUAAAUUAAUUUGAAGACAAAUGCCAUGUUAGUCACCUGUGACAAGUAGAUAUUUGGCAUUUGAUAUGCCAGUUCUGCCUUUGAGGUAUAAAAUGUCUGGUUUGUAUGUAUUCCCAACAGUAAAUAUGUCACUAGUAUGUAGGCCAUUUAUAUUUCCACUUACUGCUAUUUACGGGACAAAGACUGAGAAAUCUGAAUACCAAUCCUAGCUAAAAUGCUGUCCAAAACAAUGGCAAAUAGUCUUUUUUCCUGUAAAUUUUACUGAUAUAUAAACUGUAUCAUUAAGGAGAAUUACUUUAAAAAUUAAGUAGAUCCAGUGCACAACUUUUUUGGUAAAUUAGUAUAAACAUCUUUAAAGACGUUACAUUUGUUGACAUCAACUGGAAACGAUGCACAGUUUAGAACACCUGAUGGCAAAGCAAAAUUCUUCACAUCUUUGGCUUUCAUUGGAGACAAAAUCAUCUUCUGACUCAGGGCAAAUGAUUUGUUUCCAUUCAGAUCUUCAGAGAAACUUGCAUUCUUCACAACCUGUGAAUUUUUAAUGGAAUUAUAAUGCCCAAGUAACAAAUCUUAACCACACAACCAAGUGCAAACAGUAAAAGUAGUUCAGAAUAUAAGUCAAGAAAGCACUUUCUGAUGCAAAGAAUGGUCAGUAGCUGGAAUGUUUUCAUGAUUAAAGCAGUAGAGGCAAAAAUUCCUAUAUAUUGGUCAGUGAAGAAUAUGUGUCUGUGAAGCACAAGUUAGGUUGGCCCCCCUCAUCCAUACUCAGUUGUGAUCAUUAAAUACAUAAAUCUAAGAUUUCUCACAAAGUAUUGUGUUGUACAAAAUUGCCUGCCCUGCUUCUCGACUUCUGACCCCACUGGAUCCACAGUUGAGUGUCUAUAAGCUAAUUGUGAACCACCAUAUGUGGACUUCCUUUUACAAUGAACCUAAAUAUUUAAGAUGGAAGUUGGUGUGUAUCUGAUGUGAAGUUUGAAGAAGAGCUUAAUGUUGUUCACCCAUAAGUACUGGACAACUGUACAAAAUAGCAAAGUAACCAUCAGACAUAUUGUCCUCCAUUAAGUUCACCACUGCUGCUACUGCACUGUUAUACAAUAACUGUUGGCUGUUUUAUUACAGUCACAUUUUAAUUAUUAUAAUCUUUGUUUUUAAAUAGGUGAGCUAACAUUAUAAUCAGUGGGUUCAUAACUAUUUUUCGAACUGUUGCAAAAUUGUACCUAGACACUAGUUAUCCUUCACAUAUUUAAAUUGCAUCUAUUCUUUUGAAAAUCUGUUUGAAUGAUUAUGAAAAUUUCAAGACUUGCCAAUUAUUUUAGUUUAUUUAAAGUACAUUGAAACAUUAUCUGCUUGAUUUUAUUAAUGUUUCAAAUCAUUGCAGUUUAAUCAUUCAGUUUUGCAGAAGACCCGAUCGUCAAAGGUGCCCACAUUAUAGUGACUUAAUAUGGAACUGGUUAUUUCUGUCAAAGGUCUUUACAUUAAUGGAAAACUGAAAUGCAUUGAGUGCUGUGCACAUUGGCUUUUCAGUAGUGUGGUAUUGUAAAUUCAACCUUUUUAGUUUUACCAAGGGCAUUAUCUUAUUUCUUACUAUGAAAAUAGUAUAAUUAUGUGUUUUGAACUACCUGAUUACUAUGAUGGCUCAUUGUUAUUUUUUUUCUGAAACAUACAUAUGCAGAAUGUCCUUCAGUUGGUGCCUGGAAGUUAUUGAAAUUUUAUCUGGGUAAUUAUUAUUGAAUAGAAAAAUAAAUAUAAAAGUUCAGCAAAAAAAAAUUUGAUUGUUUACACUAACUUCAGAGUCCGGUUCCUGUUCUGUACUGUAUUUUGAUUAGUUGUACUUUUUUUGGAGAGUAAAUGUAUUGUAAAUCAGGCACAUGUUAUCUCUGUAAUGUUAGCAGUUGAACUGCGUGCAUUGUGUACCAUUUUUGUCAACUGGAUCUUUGAAUGUAGGGCUCAAACAGUAGAGCUAUUAUAUCCAUAUUUAAAUACUAACAAACAGAUGAAUGAUGCUCAACAGACUGACGAUUUACUAAAAUAUCUUUUAUAGCAACUGGAUACAGUGCAACUGAACUAAGUGUUGCUAAACUUAAGUUAAUAUUGGUCUGAUUGUGACAUUUCCUUAAUUUGAGGUCUUCCCCCACUUGUCCCAGGAAAAUUUACCUGAUGUAUGUCUCCAUAUUGUGGAUCAGUUAACCGGUCAAUCCUAUAGUGUCUAACUUGGCAAAGUUUAGAUUUUUAUGUACACUUUAGUACCUUACCCAAAUGAUCCUCUGCUUUUUGAGGAGUUGGGUAUGUAUAAAUGAUUUAAUAGCUUAAUGCCUAAAAUUUAGUACAAUUUUCUUUGUACCAAGCCUAUUACAACCCUUCCCCUUUUAAAAGAACAAUUUUAUUGUUUGGUGCCUGCUUUAAAAACUGACAGAACUUGCAGAAAUCUGUUAAGUUGAUUCACAUGACAGCCACUACUUUUUACAGAAACCUGAAAUAGCUGCUUUUAAUGUUUCCCGAUGCAAAUGAACUUUCUAUGAAGAAUGUUUUAUUUUCUCCCUCUGUGUCAAGUAACUGAUGUGCACUGUAUUCCAUUUUGGAAUUAUCUAACACAUUGUGGCAUUCUUAAAUCUGCAGUCUUUUGCGCCAUUGGUCUGUGAAUUUCUAGCUCAGAUAUUGCAUGCAAUGUCACAGUGCUUUUAGGGAAUGUAUAAUGUCACUAUCACAUUAAUAUAUUUAAGGUCGGGCACGGAAUGAGAAUGAUGCAAAGUAGCAAAGAAUAAUGACAAAAACUUUUAUGCUAAUUACAAAAAUUGUUUGAGCCCUACUUUAUCACUAAAAAUGAUACCUGUUCAUAAAGCAUGGAAAAUUGUUCCUUGCAGAGAUGUGCAAAAAGCUUGUAUUUCCUGUCAUGGUCACUCAGUUUUAAACAAUGGGUCUCUGUCACGGUACUGUCUAGUUUCCUAUACAAAAGGCAAUAUUCAAAACUAUUUUACUAUUUUAUCUUGAUUCGUGAAAAGUAAAGUGAGAAAUACCACUAUCAUGUAUCUCAAUAGGACUAAACUGAAGUAUUAUUUUCCUUAUUCAUUACCUUAAUUUUCCCAUAAUUAUUAGCUAGCCCCCUCAUGAUACACUAUAUAAGCUUAAAUGAAAAUUCAUGUCAUAUUUAUAUCCUUGCUUGUAAUUGCAAGAUCACAUUUAAAAUGAUUAUUUUUGACAUUUUAAAUACACAGUGAAUGUGCAUACAUUUGCAGUGGUUUAUUGCUGAAGAAUUGUUCCAGUCCUUGUAGUUACAAUAACAUCAGUAAUAGACUGCAGAACAGCAUUAAUUCUCUUACAUUGCAGGAAGUCUGGUAAAGUCAGAGUUUAGUAUAAAAUUAAAAAGCAAGGUGGAAAGACCUUUGGUUUUAUUAUUAUAACUAUCUUUCUGCGGUGCCUGAUGACCUCUUUUGAGAUUUAAUGGAUCAUUAUAGAAAAAAAAUUGUUUUUAACUUUCCAUAAUAAAACUUCUGUAAUAUUGCAAAACAACUAAUAUUUUUGUCUGUAUUUAUAUAAGCAGCUUAAGUUUUGUAAAUGUGUGGAUUGCAGAGCCAUAUGUGUAUGUAUCCUUCAAAACCAGCAAAUGUCACAGUUGUUAAUGUCACCUAUAGAAGAUGGCUAAACAGCUUUAGAAAUAUUUUUUAAAAUAUGUAAAAUUAGAAUAUUAUGAUAUUCUUUACUUGGCCUCUCAAAGGUGGGACUUGGUUCCAAGCUUCAAGAACACUACUAGAGUACUGGGAAAUUUUCAAAAGCCCAGGACUGUGUCAAUUACCCAGACUAAUAUUUUAAGGUGACCAACAAUGAUAGUCCAAAAAUUUUGCACACCUCUAAGUAUAGGGCGAUUAAACCUUUUUUUUCUUAUUCUUACACCUGUGGUAUAUGGAGUGAAGUCUCAGAUCUGUAAAUGUUCUUGCAUCUGUAUGAGACAUUGUACAUAAUUGUAAAUAACAUCAAGUUCACACUCUCCUCUUUGUAAUAGUAAACUGUGUAGAAUGUUUUUUUUUAAGAAAAGAGAAAGCAGUGGCAAACAUGCCAUCGGUGAUGUAACGAUGUAAUUUUUUUGUACAAUUUAGGUUACUUGUGUACAUAUUGUUUGGCAGUGCGCCACUGCAGUACUGUCACUAGCUGUAUGAGUUCUUGCAAAACAAAUGUUAUUUUCUACAGUUGCAUGUACAGAGAGAAGAGAGAUACUGUUGUCCCUCAAAAAUUAUGUUCGUAAAUAAAUGAAAAUAAAUCAG